AUGCCAGCUUUAGAAAAUAAGCCUAACCUUAAGUUUGAUCUUAUCUUAGAAAUGCUUUUGUCUGGGCUUGGCCACAAUAAGAAAAAGUGGAAGAUGGAGCGGCAACAACAAGAUGUUUGUCUGGGUAUGGAGGGUGAUGUUAACUUUCAAGAACCAGAAGGUUCCGACAUGUCAGAGAAGAAGAAGAAUAUGCGCAGAAUGAGCAAUGGUGGGGCGAGCAAAAAGCCGCAGCCUUUGGUGGAAGUGGAAGACAUUGAGGACGGGAUAUCAUUCUCCAGAGACGAGACUCAAAAACUCAGAGUGGCCCUUUUGGACUGGUACGACCUCAACCACAGGGACCUUCCUUGGAGAACACAUCACCGUGAAAGUGAAGAAAAACAAGAAGAAGAAGAAGAAGAAGAAGUGGAAAGAAGAGCUUAUGGGGUGUGGGUUUCGGAGGUUAUGCUGCAGCAAACUAGGGUUCAGACUGUUAUUGCCUAUUACAACCGUUGGAUGAAAAAAUGGCCCACCAUUCACCAUCUUGCACAAGCUUCUCUCGAGGAAGUAAAUGAGAUGUGGGCAGGUUUGGGCUACUACCGAAGAGCACGUUUUCUUUUUGAGGGGGCAAAGAAAAUAGUUGCAGAAGGAGGCAAAAUUCCUAAAAUGGCUUCUAUGCUACGAAAGAUUCCUGGAAUUGGAGACUACACAUCUGGAGCAAUUGCUUCUAUUGCAUUUAAAGAGGUGGUACCUGUUGUUGAUGGAAAUGUGGUAAGGGUGAUUGCUAGACUAAGGGCUGUUUCUGCGAAUCCAAAAGACUCAGCAACCGUUAAGAGAUUUUGGAAAUUAGCAGCUCAGUUGGUUGAUCCCAUUCGUCCUGGGGACUUCAAUCAGGCUCUCAUGGAACUUGGGGCAACUGUUUGCACCCCUUUGAACCCAAGCUGUUCCUCAUGUCCAGCAUCAGAAUUUUGUCAUGCACUAUCAAAUGCUAAACAUGAUAGUACAGUAGCUGUUACAGAUUAUCCUGUUAAGGGUGUGAAGGUUAAACAAAGACGUGAUUUUUCUGCUGUAUGUGUUGUUGAGUUAUUUGGAGCUGAAACAUUGUUAGAUAAAAAUCAGUCUAUUAGCAAGUUUAUUCUUGUUAAAAGGCCUGAAGAAGGGUUGCUUGCUGGUCUGUGGGAGUUUCCAUCUGUCUCACUGGAUGGAGAAACAGUUCCGUCUUCUAGAAGAGAAGCAAUGGAUCACUUCCUUAAAGCAAAUUUCAAAAUUGAUGUCAGAAAGGCUUGCAAUAUAGUUUUGAGGGAAGAUAUUGGGGAAUUUGUUCACAUUUUCAGUCACAUUCGCCUCAAGUUGUAUGUUGAAUUGCUAGUGUUACAAUUUAAAGGAGGAAUAGAUGAUUUGUUCAAAAGCCCAGACGAUAAAACAACUUGGAAGUGCGUUUACAGCAAUGCACUUCCUAGUAUGGGACUGACAACAAGUGUCUCAUGCUUGUGCAUUGAGCAAGUGGAAUGA
This is a messenger RNA of Sphenostylis stenocarpa, 1488 nucleotides long. NCBI's taxonomy places the organism in Eukaryota, Viridiplantae, Streptophyta, Magnoliopsida, Fabales, Fabaceae. The record is from the annotation of a GenBank genome assembly.